This is a messenger RNA of Asparagus officinalis (garden asparagus), 1754 nucleotides long. Its product is annotated as probable aspartyl aminopeptidase. Bases 36 to 1640 code for a protein of 534 amino acids. Gene Ontology annotation, biological process: proteolysis. The record is from RefSeq and is a predicted model, not a curated record. Gene Ontology annotation, molecular function: zinc ion binding; aminopeptidase activity. Lineage: Eukaryota; Viridiplantae; Streptophyta; Magnoliopsida; Asparagales; Asparagaceae. The transcript has 10 exons.
CAAGAUGCUAAGCCUGCUCGUAAUCGAAAAACUCGAUGGCUCUCACUCGUCAUCUCCAUCUACUCCGGCCCCCUCAUCCUCCUCCAAUCUCACCUUCAUUGUUACCAAAAUGCCCUUCUCUCCUCUCCUCCGCCCUACCUUUGAACCGCCGCCAGAGAUUUCCCGCGCUCCGCUUCCUCUGCUCCCCCUCAGAUCGAACGGAGCGCGCCGCCGCAGAGAGCUCCAGCUCUCCGUCGUCUUCGUCUAUAGUCGGCGAUUUGUUGGACUACCUUAACGAAUCUUGGACUCAGUUCCACGCCACCGCCGAAGCCAAGAGGCAACUGAUAGCUGCUGGAUUUCAAUUGCUUAAUGAGACUGAUGAUUGGGACUUGCAGCCCGGCGGCCGGUACUUCUUCACUCGCAAUAUGUCGUCUUUGGUUGCUUUCGCCGUUGGAGAAAAAUAUAGUGUUGGUAGUGGAUUCAAUGUGAUUGCUGCUCACACGGACAGCCCAUGCUUGAAGCUGAAGCCGAGAUCUACUGGCUCCAAAGCUGGGUAUCUAAUGGUAAAUGUGCAGACUUAUGGAGGUGGAUUGUGGCACACUUGGUUUGAUAGAGAUUUGAGUGUAGCUGGGAGAGUUAUACUAAAAGCUGGAGAUGGGUCUUAUGUGCAUAAGCUUGUCAAAGUGAGGAGACCAAUAUUACGUGUUCCCACUUUGGCCAUACAUCUUGACCGCUCAGUGAACACGGAAGGAUUUAAACCCAACUUAGAGAGUCACCUUGUUCCACUCCUUGCAACAAAAUUUGAGGAGGCACAAGUGAAGUCUGAGGAUAAAACUAUUUUAUCAUGCUCUUCAAAAAGCCUUCACCAUUCGCUGCUUCUGCAGAUUUUGUCUGAGGAACUUUCUUGUGAUGCUGAUCAAAUAAUGGGUUUGGAGUUGAACGUUUGCGACACCCAGCCGAGCUGUCUUGGAGGCGGAAAUAAUGAAUUUAUCUUUUCCGGUAGACUUGAUAAUCUUGCUUCAAGCUAUUGUGCACUUAGAUCUCUUCUUGAUUCUUGUAAAGCACCUGGAGAUUUAGCAAAUGAGCAGGCUAUCAGAAUGGUUGCUCUAUUUGAUAAUGAAGAGGUGGGAUCAGAGUCAGUUCAAGGGGCAGGUGCUCCUACCAUGUUCCAAUCCAUUAGGCGCAUUGUUGAUUGCUUAUCUCAUGAGUACAUGGGAGAAGGUGCUUUUGAACGUGCAAUACACUCUUCCUUUCUUGUGUCCGCUGACAUGGCACAUGGUGUGCACCCCAACUUCUCUGACAAGCAUGAGGAGCACCAUAGGCCAGAACUACAGAAGGGCCUUGUGAUUAAACAUAACGCCAAUCAGCGUUAUGCAACAAGUUCUGUUACAGCCUUUCUUUUCAAAGAAGUUGCUGAUAUCUGUAAACUUCCAGUUCAGGAAUUUGUUGUGAGAAAUGAUAUGGGAUGUGGAUCUACGAUUGGCCCCAUACUUGCCUCAGGUGUUGGUAUCAGAACCGUUGAUUGUGGUAUUCCUCAACUUUCAAUGCACAGUGUGCGGGAAAUAUGUGGAAAAGAAGACGUGGAUACUUCUUACAGACAUUUUAAAGCCUUCUUCCAGAUUUUUUCUAGCAUCGAUAAGAAGCUAAGUGUUGAUUUCUAGUUUAUAUGACUUUUACGUUCAUUGUUCAAUUGAAAUUUUAUUGUUUAUCAGGAGAGCAUUGUUAUUUUAUUUUUUACAUCUCUUUGAUUAACGAGAUUGUAUUGGUUUUGCCUA